Messenger RNA from Thunnus maccoyii (southern bluefin tuna), 2803 nucleotides. It is a transcript of the gene mogat3b, whose product is annotated as monoacylglycerol O-acyltransferase 3b. The coding region runs from base 1324 to 2304 and encodes 326 amino acids. Gene Ontology annotation, cellular component: endoplasmic reticulum membrane. Gene Ontology annotation, biological process: triglyceride biosynthetic process. The transcript is spliced from 7 exons. Gene Ontology annotation, molecular function: diacylglycerol O-acyltransferase activity. Lineage: Eukaryota; Metazoa; Chordata; Actinopteri; Scombriformes; Scombridae. The record is from RefSeq and is a predicted model, not a curated record.
GCCCAGACACUCAUUAUGACAAUUUAAAUUAUUUACUUUUCAAAUCAAGCAGAAGAACAGCCUUGAUCCAUCUGAACAUACAGUAUUUUUAAGCCUCCCUGUUUUCUGAUCUGAUCCAGUUAAUCAUGUUAUUAUACUGCUGCUCUAUACUUCCUCUGUUUCUUCACUCUUUUACAUUAAAAGCCUUCAUUGGUUCUGGGGCAAGAAUCUCUUGACUAUGACUAUGUGACAGGCUUGUAUUGUGAAAUUUGCAGGAAGUGAUGAGUAACGGUAACCGUAGCUUAACACAACAUAAAGACAACAACUAGAACUGAUGGAAUGAAUUAGUAAGCAAGAAUAUUUCAGUUUAAAGAUACCAUUUAUGUUUAAGUAUUUAUUGUAAAACUAAAUUGUGUAUUAUGUCAGCACAGUUAAAAGAACUUAUGAGAAACACAGGGAGAAAUUAUACACAGGGCAGUCUAUUUUUUGCAUUUUACACUUCAAACAUCCAAAAUGAGAGGAAAAUAAGAGCGCUAUGGCUGGAAUGUUGUUUGAGCUCCUGUGAAGUCAAAUAAUAACAGCUGAACAGAUUGACACGUAAUCUUUUUGGCCAUGAGAGUGAUCAAAAACAAAUGAGACACAGACACAGAUCCGAUCACACGUCCUCCCGAAGACACAGUGCACAAAACAUCUGAUUAUAACAAUGUUGUGUUUGUCUCUGACAUUGCUUGCUUGUGUGUCAAAGUAUCGGGGGAGUGGAUUUGUUAUCAGUGCCUUUACAUGAUCUGGUCAAAGUGCAUACUGCAUGUCGAGCUUCUCCCACACCAGUGAAUCUGCAUCCAUUCAAAAGGUUGUUUAUUCAAACUCUGGAAUAAACUAUAAUAAAGGUAAAGUAUUAUGUUUUAUGUUUAGCGGCGUGGUCAUAAAAUGUGUUUCAUAUUCCUGUAACGAUUUUUUAGCCUGAGGUGUUUUGUGAUCCUUCCAGCUUGACUGAUAAAAGUUUUAUUUGUGAGGAAAUUAAAACUCCUAUUGUCUACGUUUGCCUGUGAGCUUGUUCAUAAGUGAGUCAUUUGAUCAGGCUGCUGGAUGCCUUGAAAGUUUUUAAGUCUUCCCUAAAGGCAGAUUAAGAGCACAAGCUGAAGUGCUGAUUACUGAUGCAAUGUGAUCCCUGUCAUUAAGACAUUGAUCAUAAAUUGAAUCAUUAUCUCAGAUAAAAGCAACUUUGAUCAUUUCUAUAGGCGUACAGUAUAUAAUAUAUAUACUCGUGACCUUUAUAGGAUGAAAGCACAGUUAUAAAUGUUAUUGAUUGCUGAAAAUUGAUGGUGUGGCCUGCAGGUUGCAGGAAUGACUAAAGAAAAAACUCAAUGGAAGGAGUUCAUAGAGACGUUGAGUGUUCUGCAAUGGGCACUGACCUUUCUCUUUUUAGGAGUGAUUUGUAUCAUCUUGAUGGUGUAUCUUAUGUUUACCUCGCUGUGGCCGCUCCCCACUCUAUACUUCAUAUGGCUGAUGAAGGACUGGCAAACCCCUGAAAGAGGGGGCAGAAGAAUAACGGCUGUGAGGAAGUGGAAGGUUUGGGAGCACCACAGAGACUAUUUUCCAAUCAAGUUGGUGAAGACAGCCGAGUUGAAUCCAAACAAAAACUACAUCGUAGGCUGUCACCCGCAUGGUAUCAUGUGUGCUGGAGGCUUUGCCUGUUUCACCACAGAGAGCUGUGGCUUUGCGGAGGCAUUUCCUGGGGUGCGUUCCACCCUGGUAGUAUUGGCAGGACUCUUCAAGAUACCACUCUUCAGGGACUACAUAAUGACUGCAGGCCUUUGUCCAGUCAGCAAACCAAGCCUCACUCACCUCCUUUCAAAAAGUGGUAAAGGAAACGCAGUGGUGAUUGUGAUCGGAGGCGCUGCAGAGUCUCUUGCAUCCUCUCCUGGAGUCAACACGGUGGUCAUGAAGCAAAGAAAGGGAUUUGUCAGGGUGGCUCUUGAGUUUGGGGCUGACCUGGUGCCUGUUUACUCAUUCGGGGAGAAUGAACUCUUUCGGCAGGUCAUUUUCUCAGAUGGCAGUCUAGGUCGGAGAUUACAGGACCUGUUCAAAAAGAUCAUGGGAUUCGCCCCGUGUCUAUUUGUUGGUGAACGCUUGGCAGUGCUGCCCUACAGGACUCCAAUCACCACUGUUGUGGGAAGUCCCAUCUCAGUGCCAAAACGUGCCACACCUACUGAGGAGGAGGUCGACCACUAUCAUAGACUUUACAUGGAGGGCCUGUCCAAGUUGUUCCAUGAACAUAAGGUCAGCUGUGGACUUUCAGAAGGUCACAAGCUUCUGAUCAUUUAAAUGUUUCACUUCAGCAUGAACUGCGCAGCUGUUUUUCGUUGCUGUUUUUAAUGAUGAUUGCCCUCAACGGGACUCCAUCAAUGAGAGAUCACAGUGUGCAUCUGAUGUGGUAAUGAACUUGAUCUUAGAGUUCAUAUAGUAAGUUCUGACUGUAUGUGAAAGUAUUUAACAUGAAUAUUUGCCUUACAAUUAUUGAGACAUGAAGCCCACAAUUUGGGGAUGCCACACUCCCAAAGCACUGAAGAUAUUGAUGUCUUGUUAUGCUUUAUUUGACAUUAUGUUCACAUCCCACUUAAAACAUGUAUUUCUAAUGUGUUUACACAAAUCUGGAUAACAUGCUUCUGAUAAUAAAUUAUUGCUUAUGUCAAAAUGUGUUGCUUCUUUUUCAAACUAUUUGGGGUAGAACAGGAUUCAUGCUGAUGAAUUAUGUAGAUAAUCACAAGAAUGAGAGUGUGUGCUGCAUUUUUAAAUGUGGUUUUAAAGAAUGGAAAGGGCCAUC